Molecule: messenger RNA, 3663 nt
Organism: Actinia tenebrosa (Australian red waratah sea anemone)
Lineage: Eukaryota; Metazoa; Cnidaria; Anthozoa; Actiniaria; Actiniidae
Molecular function (GO): metal ion binding; ATP binding
Source: RefSeq, a predicted model, not a curated record
AUGAAGGAAAUGAAGAAGAUAUUGAUAGCUAACCGAGGAGUGUGUGCUUGUCGGAUAAUGAAGACUUGUCGGAAGAUGAACAUCGACUUUGCGACUAUAUUCACCAGUGAAGACCAGCUAUCCCUUCAUGUAAGAAAUUCUAAAGAAAGCUAUCUUGUCGAGUCUUACAUGGACAUUAAUGCCAUCAUUGACGCAGCAAAGAAGUGUUCAGCAAGUGCAAUCCAUCCUGGUUAUGGAUUUCAAUCAGAAAAUUAUUUGUUCGCUGAAAAGUGCGCCGAAGCCGAUAUAAUAUUCAUCGGUCCAGAAAAAGAAAGCAUGAAGCUUCUAGCACAAAAGCAUGUCUCUAAGGAGUUGGCAGUGAAGGCCAACCUACCACCUAUACCGGCUUCAGGCCUGCUAAAUAAUGUAGAGGAUGCCGUCCAAUGGGCAAACGACGUUGGUUAUCCAUGUAUUUUGAAGCUAUCAGGGGCAGGCGGUGGAAUGGGUAUUCAGUUGUGUGAAAACGAGAACCACGUUCGAGAGAAAUUCCCAAGAUGUUCUAUGCUUGGAGUCAAAUUGUAUGGGUCCAGUGAGAUGUAUGCAGAGAAAUACAUACCAAAAGCUCGCCACGUUGAGGUACAAGUAUUUGGCGAUGGGAAAGGAAAUGUCAUUCAUCUUGGUGAAAGAGAGUGUUCCAUCCAGCGUAGGUACCAGAAGGUCAUCGAGGAGUCGCCUUGUCCAGCUCUUACCGAGGAGUUGAGAGAAAAGGUCUGCAAAAUGGCUGUUCAUCUGUGUCAAUCUGUAGCCUACAAGUCGGCUGGAACAGUUGAGUUUUUGUUCGAUGAAGCUACCAAUGAGUUUUACUUUCUUGAAGUGAACACGCGCCUUCAAGUGGAGCACAGACUGACUGAGCUUUGCUAUGGCAUUGACAUAGUGGAAUGGAUGAUCUCGCAGGCUUGCCCCUCCAUGAAGAGGGACAUAAAUCACACAGCAUUAAAACCUCGAGGCCAUGCAAUUGAAUGCCGUAUUUAUGCCGAAGAUCCAAUCAGUGGAUUCAAGCCUUCCUCUGGAACGAUCACUGAAGUAAGUCUCCCUACAGAAAGCUCGAACUGUGUUGUAGACACUUGGGUAUUUGGAGGCUGCAACAUUUCUUCAAGCUUUGAUCCAUUGCUUGCAAACAUUGUGCAGURGAGCCCAACACGCUCAGAAGCAGUGCGAAAAUUGAUCGAAACCUUAGGAAAGACCUACAUUGGUGGUCCUUACAACAACGUUGAUUUCGUGRCUGAUGUCGUUAAAAGUCGUAAUUUCAUUCUCGGAAAUACCCACGUGCAGAUUCUGAAAGAGCACAYAUAUAAGCCAAGAUGCAUGGAAGUCGUUUCUCCCGGACUUCUUACGACAGUUCAAGAUUGGCCGGGCCGUAAGGAUAAAGGUUUAUGGCGCAUCGGGGUACCCCCUAGUGGACCCAUGGAUCAUUUUGCUUGUAGAGUCGCAAACUGUAUCGUUGGUAAUMAAGAAUCCGACGCAGUGCUGGAGAUUACUCUCAGUGGUCCAACCCUAAAGUUUCGUUGUGACACAAGGAUUGCUAUGACAGGUGCAUCUAUGGACGUUACGCUAGAUGGUCUCGCUAUUCCAAUGUGGGAGACAAUAACAGUCGACGCUGGAAGUGUCCUUAAAAUUGGAAGUCUUAAUACCGGUCUGGGAUCCCGAGCAUACCUCAGUGUUGAAGGAGGUAUUGACGUUCCGAAGUACCUAGGAAGUCGUUCCACCUUUCCAAAUGGACAAUUGGGCGGAUAUCAAGGACGUCCACUUAAAGCUGGUGAUGUUGUGCAGUUUGAAAACUUAAGGACACCUCUCAGAUCCGAAAACAAUGUAAUUCAACUAGAUGCUGCAAAAAUGAGAGCAGAAUACAGAGAAGAUUGGGAAAUUGGGGUCCUUCCUGGUCCACAUGCCAAUCCAGAAUUCCUAACUGACAAAGACGUCGACAUGUUCUAUAGUACCAAAUGGGAAAUUGGUCAUAACUCUAACCGCCUUGGCAUUAGAUUGUUGGGUCCUGCACCAGAAUGGGCCAGAACAGACGGAGGAGAAGGAGGAAGUCAUCCAUCAAAUAUUCACGAUUGUGAAUACGCAGUAGGAACGAUAAAUUUUACUGGAAACAUGCCCAUUAUCAUUGCUCAAGAUGGGCCUAGCCUUGGGGGGUUCGUUUGCCCUAGUACUAUUGUCYAAUCAGAGUUGUGGAAAAUAGGUCAAGUAAAAGCCGGGAAUACCAUUAGAUUCAGGAAGAUGACCAUCGAAGAAGCAGUACAAGCAAGGAUUGAGCAAAAUGAGUUUAUAGAGUCUCUUUCUUYAACACUGCGGAUCCCAAAACCAGCAUCUUUGCCUGCACGAUACCCUCAAACCAAUGCCGUUCUGCACAAGAUCCCUUCAUCUGAUGUCCAUCCAGGAGCAGAUAUUCGCUUGGCUGGGGACACUCAUAUUUUGAUUGAAUAUGGCGAAAUGGUUCUCGAUCUUAAUCUUCGAUUUCGCGYACACUUUUUGGAACAAUGGCUUCUCAAGCACGAGAUCACUGGGUUGGAAGAAACUGCUCCGGGUGUUCGUUCACUUCAAAUUCGUUACGACUCCCUCCUGUUACCUCUAACCGACUUAAUCGAGAUUAUUCUCGUUGCUGACAAGGAACUUGGAGACAUUUCGAAUAGUUCCAUCCCCAGCCGUGUCAUGUACUUGCCAAUGUGUUUCGACUACAGCGGCGUUGAUCAAGCAAUUGGAAAGUACAUGAAGUCAGUACGCCCUCAAGCGCCAUAUCUGCCAUCAAAUAUCGAAUACAUUGCUCAGAACAAUGGUUUAGCUGGACGACAAGAAGUUGAGGAGAAGAUUUUUGCUGCUUCCUACAUUUGCCUUGGUUUAGGAGAUGUCUAUCUCGGUGCCUGCUGUGCUGUUCCCGUAAACCCGUUGCAUCGUAUGGUUACAACUAAGUACAAUCCAGCUCGUACCUUUACACAAGAAGGAACCGUAGGACUAGGAGGAUCCUACAUGUGUAUCUAUCCAAUGAAUAGCCCUGGUGGGUAUCAGCUAGUGGGACGAACGCUACCAAUCUGGGAUACGUUCGCAGUGACACACCCUAAGCUCUUCAGCAAAGAAAAACCAUGGAUGCUUGAAAUGUUCGACCAAAUACGCUUCUACCAAGUCAGCGAACCAGAGUUGGACAAGCUGCGCAAAGAAUUUACCCAAGGGAAACUGCAAAUUCGCGUGCAAAAAGUGGAUUUUUCCAUUGCUGAAUACAAUGUAUUUCUUGGCUCCAUAGCUGAAGAAACAAGAAAAUAUCGAGAAAUCCAAAGCAAAGCUGCUGCCAUCAUGUUAAAAAAGGAAGAAAAGAGCCUUGAGGAACUCCAGAAGGCGAGUUUCAACUACAUGAAGUUGUCGGAACAAAGGCUCAACGAAGUGCACCUCGGAAAUGAAGUGCCCGAAGGAUCGGUCGGAGUACACUCUUUAGUAACAGGAAAAGUAUGGGAAUCAUUUACUUCUGUCGGGGAUCAAGUUACCGAGGAWCAAGUGCUCCUUACGGUGGAAGCCAUGAAGAUGGAGUGUUCUAGCAGUGCUCCAUGUUCUGGGGUAGUCUCGAAAGUUCUAGUAAAGGUUGGUCAACUGGUAAAUCAAGGAGACUUGCUCAUAAUAAUCAAGAAAAAAUAA